UAUAUAUAAUAUUUGGCAUGAUUACCUAAGAUUCGUCUAGACGCCAAUACACAACCCUACUUACAUAAAACAAUUUUUUGCGACCCUACUAUACCAUUACCAAAACAAAAUAUUCAUAUUCACAUGAUAUAAGCUUCCCUGUCACAAGGGCAUAAUCGUCAUUUCGUAUCCUUAGUCGCUUUACGUUGCCUCCCUACUUAAAACUCCCCAACAAUUCCAUCAACUAACUCAUUGCAAAGCCACAUAUUCAAUUCAAUUCGAUAAAACAAACCAUGAGAGCUCCACGCUCAGUUUUCCUAACAAUCGCCCUCUUCCUCACGGCCUCCGCUGCCACGCCGCCCGCGGCCGCGCCGGAAACUGCAGCCGCCAACGGCGCCGAGUUCAUCCGCACCAACUGCGAGUCCACGCAAUACCCGGACCUCUGCUACCAAUCCCUAAACGGGUACGCCAACGUGGUGCAGCAGGACCUGGCUCGGCUGGCGGUGGUGGCCAUCGGCGUGAGCCUCUCCCGCGCCACCAUGGUGGCCGUGUACGUGGCGAACCUGAGCCGCCUAGCGGAGGCGGAGCCGCGCGCGUCGUCGGCUCUCCGCGACUGCCUCAGCGUGUUCCGCGACGCGGUGGGGCAGAUGCGCGGGUCGGUGAAGCAGAUGCGGCGGCUGUCGGGGGCCGGGGAGGAGCUGCGCUUCCAGAUGAGCAACGUGCAGACGUGGAUGAGCGCCGCGCUCACCAACGAGGACACGUGCACGGACGGCUUCGAGGGCGUGGCCGACGGCGCGCUCAAGGCGGACGUCUGCGGCCGGACGGUGGAGGUGAAGGAGGUGACCAGCAAUGCGCUGGCGCUCGUCAACAGCUUUGUUGAUAAGGUUGUGGUGCCAUGAUCAAGCUUUAUUUUUUUAGUCGAACCUUUUAGGUAUUUCAUAUAUAUAUGAUAUGUUGGGAACAUGAAAGAGAUAAGAUGUGUGAAUACAAGGCGAAAAGUUUGAUGAUGGGUUGAGGUUUUGGAUUAUGUAAUUAGAUAUAUAGAGAAAUGUGAUUCUGAUCAUAUGUUUAGUUUGGAGUACUGUGUGUGUCAUUGCUGUUACAUGUAAUUAUUUGGAUUAAUUGUUGAGAAAUUAUGGGAAAACAGAAUUCAGUUA
Salvia miltiorrhiza (redroot sage) is the source of this 1136-nucleotide messenger RNA. Its product is annotated as pectinesterase inhibitor 11-like. Gene Ontology annotation, biological process: negative regulation of catalytic activity. Gene Ontology annotation, molecular function: enzyme inhibitor activity. NCBI's taxonomy places the organism in Eukaryota, Viridiplantae, Streptophyta, Magnoliopsida, Lamiales, Lamiaceae. The transcript has a single exon. The record is from RefSeq and is a predicted model, not a curated record. The coding region runs from base 273 to 878 and encodes 201 amino acids.